AUGGGCUCUCUCAGCCAGAGCUCCCAUUCGCAGCUGGCAGCAUCGGGUCGUCUUCACGAGGCGGAUGUCUCGCGAUGCGUGGCCCAUCGAUUCACGACGAGCGCGAAAGCGUGGAUGGCGAACGGUGGCGAGGCGAGCGGCCCGGGACCGCUGAUCGAGCAGAUGAAAGCAAAAAUUCGCGUUGGGCUCGACGCACAGUUUGUCGACGUGGUGGACAUGUCCGGCGACGCCAGGCACGUGGGUAUCCAGGUGGUUGCGAAUGCAUUCGAGGGGAAGAACCCAGUCAACCGCCAGCGCAUGGUGUACAAGUGUAUCUGGGAGGAAAUGCAGACGGAUCGGGUUCACGCCGUUCAGAGAUGCGAGACCAAAACGCCUGCAGAGGCUGAGGCGAAGUAG
Molecule: messenger RNA, 396 nt
Organism: Micromonas commoda
Lineage: Eukaryota; Viridiplantae; Chlorophyta; Mamiellophyceae; Mamiellales; Mamiellaceae
Product: BolA like protein
Exons: 2
Coding region: 1-396 (131 amino acids)
Source: RefSeq, a predicted model, not a curated record